This is a messenger RNA of Aureococcus anophagefferens, 1155 nucleotides long. RefSeq lists its product as hypothetical. Bases 1 to 1155 code for a protein of 384 amino acids. Gene Ontology annotation, molecular function: metalloaminopeptidase activity. Gene Ontology annotation, biological process: proteolysis. The transcript has a single exon. NCBI's taxonomy places the organism in Eukaryota, Pelagophyceae, Pelagomonadales, Pelagomonadaceae. The record is from RefSeq and is a predicted model, not a curated record.
AUGGCCUGCCCGCAGUGCGUGAAGCUCAAGCAGAAGGAGCCCGCGGGCUUCGACGGCGGCGGCUUCGGCGUCGUCUAUUUUUGCACCCAGGACUGCUUCAAGGCGAACUGGAGCGCGCACAAGAAGAGCCACAAGCCCUGGGCGGCGGCCAUCGACGUCGCGACGCCCCUCGACCCCGAGGAGGCGAAGCGGCCGCCGGACUGCUUCCGGGGCUACUCGGACUACACGGGCGACCUGCGGCCCUGGGCGUACCCGAAGGACGACACGGCGGCGCGCCUGCGGCGGCUGCCGGCGUCCAUCGCGCGGCCGGACUACUCGCAGACGGGCCAGCCGAGGAGCGAGCAGAUGGAGAAGCGGAACCGCGCGAUCCGCGUCUACAGCGCCAAGGACAUCGCGGGCAUCCGCGAGGUCUGCAAGAUCGGCCGCAAGGUGCUCGACGCCGCGGGCCGCGCCGUCGGCCUGGGCGUGACGACGGCGGAGGUCGACCGCGUGACCUACGAGACGACCGUCGAGCACGGCGGCUACCCGUCGCCGCUCAACUACUACGACUUCCCCUGCAGCGUUUGCACGUCCGUGAACGAGGUCAUCUGCCACGGCAUCCCCGACCUGCGGCCCCUCGAGGAGGGCGACGUCGUCAACGUCGACGUCUCCGUCUACUACGGCGGCUACCACGGCGACCUCAACGAGACGUUCAUCGUCGGCAAGGGCGCGGACGAGGACUACCGGCUGAUCGAGACCGCGUUCAAGUGCCUCAUGGCCGGCGCGAACCUGAUCCGGCCGGGCACCAUGUACCGCGACGUCGGCGGCGCCGUCGAGCGCGUCGCCAAGGCCGCGAACUGCUCCGUCGUGCGCACGUACUGCGGCCACGGCAUCGGCGAGUUGUUCCACACGGCGCCGAACAUCCCCCACUACACGAAGAACAAGGCCACGGGCAUCAUGAAGCCGGGCCACAUCUUCACCAUCGAGCCCAUGAUCAACCUCGGCGUCUGGCGCGACCGCACCUGGCCCGACCAGUGGACCGCCGUCACCGCGGACGGCAAGAAGUCCGCGCAGUUCGAGCACACGUUCCUCGUCACCGACGACGGCUACGAGAUCCUCACCAUGCGCGACGACGAGCCCAAGAUGGUCUGGGACAUCGCCAAGCAGCAGAGGUAG